Anolis carolinensis (green anole) is the source of this 1899-nucleotide messenger RNA. RefSeq lists its product as uncharacterized. The coding region runs from base 202 to 1719 and encodes 505 amino acids. The transcript has 2 exons. NCBI's taxonomy places the organism in Eukaryota, Metazoa, Chordata, Lepidosauria, Squamata, Anolidae. The record is from RefSeq and is a predicted model, not a curated record.
AAUAGGCUUCUCAUUUCUGGAAAGCAGCAAGAAACAACAGCAAGAGGUAGAAGACAAAACUACACCUCUUCCCAGCCCACAUGCAGAAAACCGAGAAUAUGUUCUAUCACUAUUCAUCAGGUCUUGAAGGGCCAUUGAUGUCACUCACUGCACAGGAAGAUAUGUUUGGCGCUACAUCCAUACAGCUUGGUCUUUCUUCGUAUGGGUGCCUGUAUCCCUAAAGAGAUAUCUCCAGCACCCCUGAGUGUAGACAGUUUACUGUCGGCACAAAACAGCUUGGAGACUGACAGCCGGGAAGCCGAUGAAAUGCUGAAAGCUUGCUUAGACCAUGCCCUCCAAGAGUUCCCUCGUGAACCACGUGGUCUCCGUGACAAUGCCACCUUGACCAUUCAUGUGAAGGGCAGGAAAAGGAUGGAGUUUGUCUCUGGUAGGGGAGAAAAUAAGAUAGCGGUCUGUUGGUUCAAGAGAAAAACUCACUAUAACACUGAGAUCUGUAAUCUGGAGGUGUACUUGGAUCGAUUGUCAUUCUCUCCACCUUCACUGACCAUUGAGAGCUUGGAAAAGGUAAAACAGGAACUUAUUAAAUGGUCUGAUGCAACGAAGGAACUCCGUGCUUGCCUGGAUGUUGCCAUAACAGAGGUUGGGAAGGAACCAUCAUCAGUGAAGAAUGAUGCUGAACUAACCAUUGAAUGCAAUGGUUUCUGCUUGGAUUUUAUUUCUGGGAAGGGAAGGUCUCAUAUUUACAUUCUGUUUUCUGAUAAGCUGCCACGGUACAGAGUCCGAGUUGCCUCUGUGGAUGUCUACCUAGACAGGUUGAAGUGCCGUGCAAUGCCACUUACAACAGAGAACUUGCUGAAGGUGUGGAAAGAAGUAGAAAACCUGAAAGGAUGUACAGCGGACCUCCGAGCCUGCCUCAAGCGAGCUUUGCAGGAGUUUAAUGCCUUGCCACCACAACAUCGGGGUAAUGCCACCAUCUUUAUUGACUGCGAUGGGAAAAACUUUAAGAUGGUUUCUGGUCAUGGAGAGAGCUGGAUCUCUGUCUUCAACAUUCUUGGAGAUCAGCAUUGCCGCAGAGAAGUUGUUCUGGCGUUGGGAGAGACAGGAUCAUCCAGCAGAGUAACAGCAUCUUCCGGUGGGAAACGUGGGAAAGAAGGAGCAGCAUUUCGUGCGAAAAGAUCAGAAGGAAGAAGAGAUGCAGAGGAAGGUCCAUCUACUCAGGCAAGGAGAACUUCCAACAAGUCAAAUGAGCUGAUGGAUGAAAAAAUGUCUAAGAGAUGGCCCUCCAAUGUGGUUAGGAUAGAGGAAUUUGCAGCAAAUAGAAGGAAAGGGGAGGAAGAAACAACAUCAUUUGGAGGGAGAACAUUUUCUAGCGGGAAAUGGGCGGAUACAAAACUCUCAAAUAGUUCCAGGGUACUGGAAAGAGACUCUUUUCUUCGGUCAACUAUAUUGUCAUCUAAUAAGAGGAUAAAAUUGUCCAAUGAUGUUGAACAAGAAAGAGAACUUUCUGGGCCACUGAGUUUAUCCGGUGAAACAGCAAAAGAAGAAGUAUUGGUCCAUGGAAAGAGUGAGGAAACAGAGAAAGAUGUGGGGCCAUCCAAUAGAUCAAGUGACAGAGAAAAAGCAAAUCAAAAGAAUGAAGAGGAGGCAGGACGAGACCCACCAGAUGUAUUAGAGAUAUCUUCAGAUAGUCAACAGGGAGAUGAUGGUCCAGAAAGGUGACUCAUCUGGAGGGCGAUGGAGCAUGAUGUGGCCAUUCCAGAGCAAGACAAAAGCCAGUUCUUGGACUGGGAUGGAGAUGGAUUUUUCCCAGGAACAGACAUUUUUUCCAGAUCAAGUAGCUGUGGGGCUGGUCCAUGAAAGGAAAGAAAGGAUUCCAAAUAAAUGAUCUAUAGACCUGAA